Nothobranchius furzeri (turquoise killifish) is the source of this 2962-nucleotide messenger RNA. Its product is annotated as protein FAM3C. Lineage: Eukaryota; Metazoa; Chordata; Actinopteri; Cyprinodontiformes; Nothobranchiidae. The record is from RefSeq and is a predicted model, not a curated record.
AAUCUGCCAGGGGGCGGAGCCAGGAGAACAAACUCCCCACCAGGAAAAACUGGCUCCAGGCUAAGACACGCCCCCCCUGCCCUGAAACUCACAGCAGCUGCUGAUUGGCUGUCACCUGGCAGGCCAGGUGGAACCGGAUGAUCCUGUUUGUUUUGGAGUGUCUCAGGUCUCCUCCGAGGGAACGGCAGCCGGACAUCAGAACCAUGUUCACCAUCAGAGUUGGUAAAACUCACACAACCAGCAGAUGGAACCUUCUCAGAUGGUUUCUUCAGGCGGCGCUGGUUCUGAUCCUGUUGGUUGUGGUCCUGGUUGUUCUCCUGCAGCUCUACAGCGACCCGUCCAAAGAUUUAACAAGGGACGGGUCUGUCUCCAGUCGGACGUCCUCCACUCAGUCAGACGGAACCUGUUUGAUGAAGAAGAGCUGCCCGUAUGACCACUACAGCUUCUUCCUCCAGAGCGGAGCUGCUAACGUUGUUCCUCCCAAGAUCUGCAUCAACAACAACCUGAUUGUUGGAUCGGUUCUGAACAACGCCGGCGUUGGAAUCAACAUUGUGACUUUAAACGGUAAAACAGGAGAGGUUCUGAACACCGAUCACUUUGACAUGUACGGUGGUGAUGUGGAAACGCUCAUCAAGUUCCUGAAGUCCAUUGAGACGGGUUCUGUAGUUCUGAUGGCAUCCUACGAUGAGCCGGCCACAAAGUUGAACGACGAAGCCAGAAAGCUGAUCGCAGAUCUGGGAAGCUCCGCCAUCCAGACUUUGGGAUUCAGGGACACGUGGGUGUUCGUGGGUGGGAAAGGAACAUCUGUGAAGAGCAGCAUGGAGAAGCAUGUGAAGAACGACCAGGCCUCUAACAAGUACGACCAGUGGCCCGAGCUGGUCCAGCUGGAGGGCUGCAUCCCCAAGUACCUGGACUGACCUGCACCUGUGAACCGGGUCCUGGUCCUGUGGGUUUAGAUGUUUCCCCGCUUUUUUAUGAGCAGGACCUUGAUGAUGUAAUCAGGCCUGCUGAAGCAGGAAAACAUCUGGAACCAGGACCAGAGGCCUCACAGCUGUGUUAGGUGUUGAGUAAUGUUGGGUCUGAACACCUUUAUAAAACUUGUGCAGAGUCCUGACUUAAGUCCUUCUUCAGCUCAGCAGGUGACAUCCACACCUGUCCUGCAGAUGAGCUCAGGUGUUUAUGGAUCACAUCCCUCCUCCUACACACAACUUGUGUCAUAAAUGGACGAUGCUAACUACGGUAUGAAUAUUGUGCAUAGAAAUCAACCUGCUUGUCCACGGCAUGUAACCAUGACAACCAGGAUGGGAGUCCUGGCUCUUGGGCGUGACGUAGGCCUUCGAGUGGCUCCGUGCUGCUGUAGGCUGAGCGACUAAGCUAUGAAACGAUCACAGCCGACGUAACAAAUAAGAAACAAACCAUGAAACGAGGUGGAGAGAUGGGAGCCCAAGAUGACAAUCAUGGAUAAUAUCAAUAAAGGUGGCGCUAGAGGCCGGUUCCUCGUGUCAGCCACAACGUGUUUGUUAGGAUUUCGUUAAAGAUGGUAAGCAAUGGGAGAAAUGUCUUGUUUACAGUAUAAUAACGACAUUUUACAAGCUAACUGUCAGGUAAACAGCCUGUGACGUACACUCACCUAAAGGAUUAUCAGGAACACCACACUAAUAGUGUUUGACCUCCUUUCACCAUCAGAACUGCCUUAAUUCUUGAUUCAACAAGGUGCUGAAAGCAUUCUUUAGAAAUGUUGGCCGGCCCAUAUUGAUAGGAUAGCAUCUUGCAGUUGAUGGAGAUGUGUUGGAUGCACAUCCCGGGCAUGAAGCUCCUGUUCCACCACAUCCCAAAGAUGCUCUAUCUGGUUGAGAUCUGGUGGCCGUGGGGGCCGUUGUAGUACGGUGAACUCAUUUUCAUGUUCAAGAAACCAAUUUGAAAUGAUUGGAGCUUUAUGACAUGGUGCAUUAUCCUGCUGGAAGUAGCCAUCAGAGGAUGGUACAUGGUGGUCAUGAAGGGUUGGACAUGGUCAGAAACAAUGCUCAGGUAGCUUGUGGCAUUUAAACCAUGCCCAGUUGGCACUAAGGGGUCUAAAGUGUGCCAAGAAAACGUCCCCCACACCAUGACACCACCACCACCAGCCUGCACAGUGGUAACAAGGCAUGAUGGAUCCAUGUUCUCAUUCUGUUUACGCCAAAUUCUGACUCUACCAUCUGAAUGUCUCAACAGAAAUCAAGACUCACCAGACCAGGCAACAUUUUUCCAGUCUUCAACUGUCCAGUUUUGGUGAGCUGGUGCAAAUUGUAGCCUCUUUUUGCUAUUUGUAGUGGAGAUGAGUGGUUCCCGGUGGGGCCUUCUGCUGCUGUAGCCCAUCCGCCUCAAGGUUGUGCGUGUUGUGGCUUCACAAAUGCUUUGCCGCGUUCCUCGGUUGUAACGAGUGGCUAUUUCAGUCAAAGUUGCUCCAUCAGCUUGAAUCAGUCGGCCCAUUCUCCUCUGACCUCUACCAUCAACAAGGCAUUUUCGCCCACAGGACUGUGGCAUGUUUUUCCCUUUUCACACCAUUCUUUGUAAACCCUAGAAAUGGUUGUGGGUGAAAAUCCCAGUAACUGAGCAGAUUGUGAAAUACUCAGACCGGCCCGUCUGGCACCAACAACCAUGCCACGCUCAAAAUAGCUUAAAUCACCUUUCUUUCUUAUUCUGACCUUCAGUUUGGAGUUCAGGAGAUUGUCUUGACCAGGACCACACCCCUAAAUGCUCUGAAGCAACUGCCUUGUGAUUGGUUGAUUAGAUAACUGGAUUAAGGAGAAGUUGAACAGGUGUUCCUAAUAAUCCUUUAGGUGAGUGUAGUAGUCGGUCUGCGUAUUUCCCUGAAGUUGCACACGUGACGAGACGCACGGAUAGACGGAACAGUGGCUCCUGUGUUGUGCCAUGCGUUUGUUUCAUAUUUCUGGUUUAAUAAAAAAAAAAUCUAAAUUUGAAA